AUGAAAAAAAAAAAUAUUGCGGCGGCCACUAGCUACGGCAAGGUGAAAAACCGCAUGAACCGUUAUGAUAUGAAUGGUUCUUACAAUUUAAAUGAGUCCAAGAAUGGUGGAAAGGUACCAGGAGGAGGUACUCCUGUGGAUGGGAAGAAGAGUCGGGCGGAGGCGCCCCCCGCCGGUAAGGCCGCCAAUAGCGUAACGAAUAGCCCCGCGGUGAGUAGCCUACAGAAUAACAAUCAUAACAGCACCCAGAACAGUGGAGGAGGAAAUCCUCACCAUGUGCAGGCGGCAAAAUAUGUUAAGAACGCCUAUCCGUAUGAUUACAAUGCGUACGGCUCGAAGAAGGUUGGAGAGUACAAGGAGAAAAUGAAAGGUCCCAUGGAGGGUGUGGGACAUGGGGGAGAGAUUGGUGGUGCACACGGUGAGGGGAGGAAUGGUCAGGCUGUUACGAACAAUGCCGGUGCCCCGGAUAGUAAGGCUAAUCGGGAAGCAGCAGGGUAUAAGCCCAUUGCUGGUGGUAUGAAAGGGAAUGGGGAUAACGCGAACGGGGCUAACGCCAUUGGGUUGAGCUCUAGUGGAGCCAAUUUGAAUCAGGCAAAUGGAGGUAGAAACCAAAAUACAGGGCGGAAAGGAAAUAAAGAAGAAAAAUUGAACGAAGAAGUAAGUUUGUUGAGGGAAAAAAUAUGUUUUAAAAUGCUCAAAGGUAUAGAUAUAUAUAUUACAGAAAUAAUAAUGAAGUCCUCAUUUGUGACCGUAUACAAAAUGAAGGAAGAUGAAUUGAAAUGGGUUCGAGCGGACAUUGAAGGUUUCCUUUACAUUGUUAGGAGAUCCAUAAAGCCAACUUACAGACUUAUAAUUACAAAUAAAAAAAACGAAAACCAUUUAGUACAGGAUAUCCACGGACGUAUUAAUUUGUCCACUGAUCAAAAUUAUAUUUUUUAUCGAGUACAUAAUGAAGAGAGUAAUUUGAAGAGUACCUACAGCCUGUGGUUUUAUAGCACCGAGGAGAAGGAAAAGAUAUAUAGUAUGUUGAGAGAGUUAGUAGACAGGGGAGAAGGAGAUCCAUCCAUCAGUAGCACUGCUAACCUGGGAAACUCAGACAUUAAUAGCCUUGCGAAUGGCGCAAAUGUGAGCCAUGUACACAGUAAGAAUAUUAAUUAUAUAUUGUCCAAAGGGGAUUGUGGUGUUAAUGAUGGAGCUUCCAUAGCUGGGAUCGCGACAGGAGCAGGAGUAAUUAUGGGGGCGAAAGCGAACGAUGGUUCUUCGAAGAACGCUCUAAUGAAUGGACACGACGAGGAUCUUCUCAAGGGAGGCACGAACCAUGUAGGGGUGGUCAGCGGCGGGGAUAACAACGUACAGAGAAAAGCAAAUGCUAAGAACCUCAUCCCUAUGAUGGCACCAGACAGUGGCAGGGAUAACGAUUAUGAAAAGAAUUUUGAACUGAUGGAUAAUAAUAAGUUAGAGAGUUUAUAUGCAAAGAUGAACUUCCCAGUAGGUGAGGGAGGACAUAUCCCCCCAGGAGCUGCCAACGCUGUAUAUGGAAAUUAUUUGAAGCACUUAUAUAAGGCUAAUGGUGGUGGAAGUGCAGGAGUGAAUGGGAUGAUGGAAGCCAUUGGACAGAGAAGCAAAAUGAAGGAUGCAUCUGCGGAGGAAGGCCUCGCUGGAUGUGAUUCGAAUGUGAAAGGGAUGGCGCAACAGAACAACGUCGAUUUUAAUGACAAGGUUGGAAGGAAAUUGCUUUACCUCAUUAAGGGUUUGCCCAUGGAAGGUGAUAGGGGCGUCGAUAGAGGCGGAGAAAAGGGAACUGAGAAUUUGAAAAAGCUACCAGGAAACGAUUUUUAUGACGGUAGAAAGAGUGAAGAUAUGCCCAGGGGUUGUGGAACGAACAACCCUGUUGUUGUGGACGCAAAGGGAGGAGCAGGAGGUGCUUAUCCUAAUGACAAAGGCAGCGCCAUUUCCGGUGGAGAAGCCAUCAUGAACUUAUUAGGGUUAAGUAAGAACGGCGACGUGAAGGAAGACGAGGUGGAGGAUAAGAAGAAGAAAAAGAAGAAGAAGGGCGCAAGUGGGGAAGUACCCGCCGGCGGGGGUGCAAAUGGAAAUGCAGUUGCAAAUGGCAAUGUUAGCGCAGGAAUGAGCCAGAUUAGUAAUGCGCUUGGCGCCAAGGAGUUUGAGGCGAAUAUGCAAAAGAGAGGACUACAACUUAGGGAAAUGCAGAUGAGGGAGUUGCAGUUUAGGGAGAUGCAGCUGAGGGAAAUGCAACUCAGGGGGAUGCAGAUGAAUGGGAUGGCCAUAAAUGGGGUUCCGAUUAAUGGGCUGCCGCCUAACGGUAUUCCACCUAACGGUAUGCCGCCUAACGACCUGCAGAUGCUCCCCUUGGAAGAGAUAAAUGGAAAGGCCAUAAAAUACCCAAAGGCAAAAUCAGACUCUAGUGAAGAACCCAUAAGCAACAACCACCUGAUGGAGAAAGCCUACCUGGAUAGACCAUCAUUUCAGAACAACUCCAUUGAAAGUCUGCACAGCAAAGAAGUAGAAAUGAGUAGUGGAAAUAUGGACGAUGAGAAAAAUAUGACCAACGCUUUGCUCGAUAUGAUUAAGCAGAAAGCAGACAGAGCGAAGCACGUGCUGGGGGGCGAUGGUGUAAAUCAUCAUGGGGGUCAUGAUAGCAUUAACGAGUUCAACACAGAUUCGUAUGACAUGUUGUUGAAGAUGCAGAGUGGCGGUGGAAGUGGAGAGAGGAGAGCUAAGAGUGGCCAUCCAGUGACCAACCGGAUGGGCAGUCAUGUUGGGAGCCAUCUCGGAAGUCACUUCGAUAACCGCAGCCACAACGGCCCAUUUGAUGAGGGCGAAAUGCCAAGAAGGAAUAACCACCCUGGGUAUAGUCCCCACGAUAAGCAGCUGAUCAAGUAUGAAGACCAGAGGACGGACAGCUACAGCGGCGUGGAGGACUACAAAAACAGGAGCAUCCUUCUCAGCAGGAACACCAUCCAUAACGUCAUCAAGGAGACGUUGCAGUCGGAUGAGUUUGUUAAUUUGUUGUGGAAAAAGUUGGUAACGAGCAAAAAUAUUAUGUAA
This is a messenger RNA of Plasmodium fragile, 3069 nucleotides long. RefSeq lists its product as uncharacterized. Bases 1 to 3069 code for a protein of 1022 amino acids. Gene Ontology annotation, molecular function: mRNA binding; enzyme activator activity. Gene Ontology annotation, biological process: positive regulation of catalytic activity; deadenylation-independent decapping of nuclear-transcribed mRNA; deadenylation-dependent decapping of nuclear-transcribed mRNA. NCBI's taxonomy places the organism in Eukaryota, Apicomplexa, Aconoidasida, Haemosporida, Plasmodiidae. The record is from RefSeq and is a predicted model, not a curated record. The transcript has a single exon. Gene Ontology annotation, cellular component: P-body.